Messenger RNA from Carassius carassius (crucian carp), 2281 nucleotides. RefSeq names its product lysine-specific demethylase 6A-like. The transcript has 10 exons. Gene Ontology annotation, cellular component: MLL3/4 complex. Lineage: Eukaryota; Metazoa; Chordata; Actinopteri; Cypriniformes; Cyprinidae. Gene Ontology annotation, biological process: heart development; regulation of gene expression. Gene Ontology annotation, molecular function: RNA polymerase II cis-regulatory region sequence-specific DNA binding; chromatin DNA binding; histone H3K27me2/H3K27me3 demethylase activity. Bases 16 to 1305 code for a protein of 429 amino acids. The record is from RefSeq and is a predicted model, not a curated record.
UGUAGAUCUUGGAUCAUGUUUGUAUUGUCUGUCUCUGUAGAUCUGGGCCUGUUCUCCACCAAGACUCUAGUGGAGGCGAACCCGGAGCAGCUGGUGGAGGUGCGGACGCAGCUGUGUCAGCCGGCCGAUGAGAACUGGGACGCCAGCGGUCAGAGGAAACAGUGGCGCUGCGAGAGCAUCCGAUCGUACACCACCAUCGCCAAAUACGCUCAGUACCAGGCCGCAUCCUUCCAGGAGUCUCUGCGGGAAGAGAAUGAGAAGAAGGGCCAGAAGGAGCUGUCGGACUCUGAGACGACUUCUUCAGAAACUGUUUCCAGGAGGCACAAGGGUCCUUUCAAACAAGUCAAGUUUGGCACCAACAUUGAUGUCUCCGAUGAAAAGAAGUGGAAGCUGCAGCUGCAGGAACUGAGCAAGCUGCCUGCGUUCGCUCGUGUGGUGUCUGCUGGGAACCUGCUGAGUCACGUGGGCCACAGCAUUCUGGGUAUGAACACGGUCCAGCUCUUCAUGAAAGUCCCGGGCAGCAGAACUCCAGGCCAUCAGGAGCACAAUAACUUCUGUGCUGUCAACAUCAACAUCGGGCCGGGCGACUGCGAGUGGUUUGCCGUGCCGGAGCCGUACUGGGGCGUGAUGAGCGAGUUCUGUGAGAAGAACAACAUCAACUUCCUGAAGGGCUCGUGGUGGCCGAAUCUGGAGGAUCUGUACGAGGCUAACGUGCCGGUGUACCGCUUCAUCCAGCGGCCCGGAGACCUGGUGUGGCUGAACACGGGGACGGUGCACUGGGGUCAGGCCAUCGGCUGGUGCAACAACAUCUGGUGGAACGUGGGCCCUCUGACCGCGUAUCAGUACAAGCUGGCCGUCGAGCGCUACGAGUGGAACAAACUCCAGAGCGUCAAAUCUAUGGUUCCCAUGGUGCAUCUGUCCUGGAACAUGGCGAGGAACAUUAAAGUGUCUGACCACAAGCUGUUUGAGAUGAUCAAGUUCUGUCUGCUGCGGACGCUGAAGCAGUGUCAGACCAUUAAAGAGGCGCUGGUGGCUGCUGGGAAGGAGACGGUGUGGCACAGAAGAAGCCGAGACGAGCCGGCCCAUUACUGCAGCAUCUGUGAGGUGGAGGUGUUUAACCUUCUCUUUGUGACGAGCGACAGUUACUCCAGGAAGUCCUGCGUGGUCCAGUGUCAGGAUUGCGCUCGGAAGGCCAGCAGUGACCUCGACGGGUUCGUGGUGCUGCAGCAGUUCAGGAUGGAGGACCUCAUGCAGGUCUACGACCAGUUCUCAUUAGCUCCUGCUCUGCAUUCGUCUGCAUCUUGACAUUAAGACGCCGAACAUGUGGAGAAUAUCACAUUACAGGACCAUUUCUGAUAUUCAGGACCGUGGUGCUCGUCUCUCGUGUGGCUGGUGACCAUCGGAGAGCACGAGACCGUCGACUCAAGUGACUGUGUGUCUAUGCAACCUGUUUAUAAACUGCAGUGUGUGACUGUGGCCUGCGGGGGGCGAUAGUGAGCGGACUUCCUCUCUACACACCUCUUCCUGAACGAGCCGCUCGCCUCUGCUUCACGUGAGAAAUUAUUCACAACUGGGGAGGAAAUUAUGGGAAACUGGUUUUGUACAUAUUGUCUGUCACAACUGGCAUCGUCACUUACAGACUACUGACUUGAGGCGUUGUUUUUGUAUUUUGUAACAUGCUGAAACCUGGAGUCUCUUUCCUUGUGUCUCAAGGGUUCGCCUUCACGGAGCAGUGCUAGCCGAACUUUUUGUAUGGUAGAUAGUGAUUUUACGAUGACUUUGGAUGGCAAAAUCUACAAAAAAAAAAAUAAUUUGUUAUGUGAAGAACUAGGUGAUAUAUAAUUUUUUACGGCGCUUGUGUUUUACAGGUCUCGUUCUUUUGACACCAUGUUCAAUAUUUUGUUUCUUAGGUAAGAAAAAGGAAAAAAUUGUGGAAAAAGCAUAACAGCCAAGUCACAAAGAAAAAUGGGUUGCACAUAGAGUAAGGAAUAAAGUGUCUGUUUUUUUCCUUCCUCGUUUGUUUCUAAUCCUGAUGUACAUUUACACUAUUUAUAAAUACAUAUUUAUUGCUUGAAGAUAUUUGUGGAUGGAAUGCUGUUAUUUUUCCCAGAGUACCUGCCAUUAAAUUUGAAGGAGUUUGGUCAUUUAACUACUCCUGCAUUUUUCUAUAUAGAAUUAAACCGCUUAGUAAGCAUUGUACAGAAACUAUAAAGUUGUUUUAUUGUUUGAAGAAUGUUUUAUGAGUUAUUAAACAAGUUGUCAACAUAUGUGCUGACACGUG